AUGUCGGAACCACCAACUUUCAAAGCUACGGCGGCAACAGCAACAGCUUCAGCAAACGCUCCCCAACAGAAUAUGUUUGCCUCUCCUACUUCCAUGGACAGCGGAUUACCACCCUCACCGCCCAGCGUAAAGGAUGCCACAGUAGCAAAGACGUCGAUAAGCUCGACCCUAGCAGCAGGACCUCCUCCCGCCGCUCCUUCCGCUAUCACAUCUCCCAUCAGCCUUCCGACACCGCUUCAUACUCAGUCCAUCGCACCUUCUCUGUCGGCCGCCUCCAACGCUGCCGUCUCUCGCGGAAGCAGCAUUCGCUCCAAUGCCCCACCUUCUUCGUCCGCUUCCACCACCCGCAUCCGCAAAGGUCUUCUCUCUAGAGCUGGAAGCGAGGCUGAGGAUCGAAUCUCUCGCGCAGUCUCUGCUUCCCAACAUCCACUCACCACCGAUGACGAUGACGAUGAGCUCAUGGUCAGCGAUUCUGGGCCCAUGCCCAGACGCUUUGCCUCUCAAAAUCGCGGCCCAAUAGCAGCGUCGAGCACCUCUCGACAAUCCUCCCACUCAUCCUUCUCUCCGACCACAUGGGGCCAACGAUCAGCCGUUUUAGGUCAACAGCCGCAUUCUUCUUGCACAAGUAUCGUCUCAGGCAAUCGCAGUGGAAGUGGCGAUGCUAGCGAAGGCAGCGCCGGCGUCGGCGGUGUCAGUCUUGGCCGUGCCAUGUCUGUCUCAUCUGUCAGCUCUGUCAAUAGUACCAGCAGUCUGGAAGCCGUCCCUUUCCGCGAAGCCCCUCUCGGCAAUGUCAGACUCGGCUUCGGUGGCGCUGGACCUCGUGCUGCGGGUCGCUACGCCCGCGCCAGUCCAUACGGUCCGCUUUCCACGUCAAUGCAGCCCUCGACUCAGCUUCCACGCUCCGCACAGGAUCAGGCAUCUAUAGAUGGCGUCUCAGCAGAUCUGCUCGACCCUGCUCCUCUUGUACCAGGCGCACAAGAUCCCACAACCUCUGCCGCUCUCAGCACUUCGGCAACAACUUCCGACAGACACAAAGGCGUGCCCAAGCUAGCUUCCGACGCUUGGAUGUACCGUGUUGGACCCGGCAUGCGGACAAACAAGUCUCGUAUACCCUCAGCAGCGCCCUCACCAGAAUCAGCCGAGCUGCCACUCGAUGAUGCCACCUCAUCCUCAUCUUCACCCGCCAAGCGUUCGCGCGAUGUGUUGCGUCAAAAGUUUGCCAAGGGUGCCGGUCGACUUGGCGUUAAAGCUAGCAUCGUCACCGGUCUCGGUCCCACCCCCUCGGAUCAGUUUGCAGUAUAUAAUCCUCUCGACAGCUCCGAAGAUGAGGUCAACCUCGUUCCGCCAAUGCGAACACCUCUCGCCCGAAACUCGAGCUACCUCUCUUCCGCUCCUCACAGCGCCAACUGUUUGGCAGCUACUCCUUUGCAUACCAGCCUCACUCCUGUACCGGCCGACUUUCGCACCAGCUCCGUCACCAACGCACCUUUGUUUGUGCCGAAAUUUGCCGAAGAUUCACUGCCUGCAAGGCUUACGCCAGAGCCAUUCUUGAUGCCCAGCUCCGCCUCUGUUCCGCACAACGGUCGUCUUGCGCCUACCGCAGCAUCGAGCCAAGCACCUUCUCUGCCUCCACCGAGCUACGCCGCUGGAUCAAGCCUCGUUGCUCCCGACCUAUCUCCCUUCUUCACCGCCAGUGAUGCAGCCAGAGCGAGCGGAAUGGGCCAUCCCCGACGCAGAUCAUCGGCCACACAGCGACCCCCACUCACGAACGCCCACAGCAGCAAUAAUUCCCUCGACCGCACCGCUUCACCAGGUCUGAUGGUAGAGGAUCCAAGCGUGGCCAGCGCACCAGCCGCUCAGCCCUCACUCUACACGAUGCCUUCACCUGUACUGUUAGCCCAACGUCCUCCACAGGUCGAAGCCGCUGUCACCUCUCCACCUGCGCCGCAUCUCACACCUGCCGAAGUGGUCCGAAUGGAAGCUCAAGCUGGCAUUGCUUGCCUACCAGACUCACCUAGCGAGCCCUCGCCCAUCCCUGCCAGCUACUUGCCCGCCCUUGGCGAAGAGACGGUCUCGGUCGCGCCAAGGCGACUGCGGGACUCAUCGCAACCUCGGAUCAGGCGUCCAAGCAGUGGCGCUGGUAGCGAGGCUUCGCUUUCGAUGGCCGCAGCCGCUGGUCCUUCGCGUCAACCAGAAUCGCUUCAAUGUCAACGAAUGUGGUCCAACGCUAAACGACCUGCGAUUCUGCGAGCCUGUACGAGCGAAAACUCCAUCAGUCGAGGUCGGCGCAGCCAAAGCCUUGACCGCAAGGGAUCCUCUCCCGCUCCUCAGAGUCCUAUCGAGGAACCGAUGCUGGAAGGGGCAUGCGACAGGCCGGGCAUGCAUUCCAAGCAUAGCUCCGGCAGCACGGUCCCUGGCAACGAUUUCGACACGCGUGUUGCGCCACAAGUCUCGGUGAUUCCCGAGGAUGACGACGGCGGUAGCAGCACUAUCGCAACGCCGCAGCUUCGUGCCGUUCAUGCUGCUGAUGUUGGAUCUAUCACCUCUUCGAGAUCUCCCUCGAGUAUUGAGGUGGAUCAGAGCAUGACCCUGUCGCCUGCAAACGGAAGCGCAUUGCCAUUUAUGGCUCGAUCGAGCCAAGGACCACGCUCUGCCUCGCCUGCUUCACAACUAGGCCGAUCUCCGGAGACCAUACGUAUUGGCCCGGCCCGAGUCACGGACUCGAUCUACGGUCGAAGCCCGGCCUCGAUCUCCAACUUACGAAGCCCGCGUCUGGCACCUUCGUCCGCCUCGAUCGGCUCGGAACAUCCCAAGUCUCCUUCGCCUCGAACUUGGUCGGCCAGAGGCCCCAACGACUUUCACUUUGGCGAGACGUUGGGUGAGGGUUCCUACUCGACCGUACUUGAGGCAUGGGAUCUUUUGUCAGGACCAACGCCCAAGGAGCCAGGUGUCGUCGAUCCGACUGCUACGUCGGCGGCAGCGGCCAUGGUCGGAUCCGACUCUUCACGCAGACGACGUCGCAAAGUUGACUUGAGAGAUCGUAAGGCUUACGCAAUCAAGGUGCUCGAUAAAGUACACAUUCUCAAACAAGGCAAGCAGAAGUAUGUUUCGAUCGAAAAAGAAGCGCUCAGUCGGAUGAUUCGACAUCCUGGAGUCGUCACGCUCUUCUGGACUUUCCAGGAUCGCGAGAGUCUCUACUUUGUCCUCGAGCUGGCCAACAACGGCGAGCUGCUCAACUUUAUCCGCAAGCACGGCAGCUUCGACCUGACAUCGGCGCGUUACUAUGCAGCUCAACUAGCUGAUACGAUUGAUGCUAUGCAUCGCGCUGGAGUGGCACACCGUGACGUCAAGCCAGAGAACAUCCUCCUUGAUGCUCGGAACCGCAUGAAGAUCACCGACUUUGGAAGCGCCAAGAUUGUGCACGCGCCCGGCGAGGCUGACUCACAGAAUGCAUCAGCGAGUGCACCACAUCCCACUACACCUUUGCCGAAUCAGUCGAGAGCUGCCAGCUUUGUCGGAACGGCCGAGUACGUCUCGCCCGAACUGCUGGUAGAGAAGGCUCAGCCUGCUGGCAAGCCAGCAGAUUGGUGGGCAUUCGGCUGCGUGCUCUUCCAGAUGAUUGCAGGACGACCUCCAUUUAAAGGAGUCAACGAGUAUCAGACGCUGCAGAGGGUCAAGAAUCGCGACUUCACCUUUCCUGAAGGCUUUCCUGAGGAUGCACAGGAUCUCAUCGACCGAGUUCUGACUCUCGAUCCAGCAAAAAGGCCGUCUGCUGCCGAAAUCAAGGCUGAUCGCUUCUUUUCUGACAUCGACUUUGGCACGUUGUGGGAAGUAGAUGCGCCAGAGAUCAAGACGGGACUUGUGCAGCCUUUGCCGACGCCUCCCCAGCAGCGCGAGUUGGCUGAGACGAGCGAUUUCAGCUUUGACCAAGGUUUCGGCAGUUCCCAGGAGUCACAGGCAUACAACGGCGACACGCAGAGCAUCGACUAUCAGUCUCGAGGAGGAGCAGAUGAGAGUUUUUUGAGCCUCAAGGCAGCUUGUUCAGGUCAGCCGGAUGAUGCAGAUGAUUCGGAGCUGUCUGACGCAAGCUCUGACCGUCAUCGAGAAGGACGAGAGAGUGCCUCAAGCUUGCCUAGGCGCCAGAGCGGCUUGCAGCGUUUAAGCGACGGCUUCCAGAACCGAUUUAUGUCCAACAACGCUGGUGGUUCGUUGUCUGGGAACGGUGGUAGCCCUGCUUUGGCUGAGCAGAAUGGAGGUAGUGGAGCGCCAAGACGCAUGUUCUCGACCAGGUCGAUUGAUGGUGCUCAUCCAGCCUCAAGCCAAGUCACGUCGGAGAAGGGCUCAGAAGGUGUAGGUCAGGCAGCGUCGAGACCGUUGCGUCCCUUCUCUCGAUCGAUGCAGACCAUGGGCGGCAAUGUGAGUCCGAGUCACAGCCCGGGGCGCGAUGCUGUGGUGAGGAAUCAGGCAUCGACAAGCGGACUAGGAUCAACUAGGAACGGCGUACAGCAGAGCUGGGCAGCGCUAUUGCUGCCAAAGGAACUGAUGCUGCAUAGCCUUCCGGUAGCACAAAAGAAGACGGGAACAGGCAAGAUGUUCACAAAGCGUCGACAGCUGGUGCUGACCGACUUUCCCAGGCUCUUGUGUGUCAAGGAGACCGCCGCGGCUCUCAAGGUCAAGAGUGAGGUGAUUCUCGCCAUUCCUCCGAACAAAACGGGUGAGGCGAAUGCGACAGCAGCGCUCUACGCAAGCAACGCGAGCGGGAAUGGAGAGACGGGGCUCAAGGCGGGCGACUUUGAGAAGAUCUCAGGAAGGCAGGCGCCCUCGGCGGCGUCGGACGACGAAGCGGAGCAGCAGGACAACUCGACCUCUGCUGGCAACUUGCGAUCGGUUGCCUCGCAGCAACAAGGAAUCCCCAAUCUGUUGACAGGGCUCGAGUAUAGGGGAGGCAAAGCGUUCACAAUCCGGACUGCUAAUGGAAGAAGCUUCCUGUACGAGACGAUUUCAGGUGAUGCAUCUGGGUUAGUCAAGUGUAUCCAGGAAGCCAGAAGGUCUGCAUCAACCUACCUACAGUAG
Ustilago hordei is the source of this 5073-nucleotide messenger RNA. Its product is annotated as related to PKH1 - ser/thr protein kinases. The transcript has a single exon. Lineage: Eukaryota; Fungi; Basidiomycota; Ustilaginomycetes; Ustilaginales; Ustilaginaceae. Gene Ontology annotation, molecular function: protein serine/threonine kinase activity; ATP binding. Bases 1 to 5073 code for a protein of 1690 amino acids. Gene Ontology annotation, biological process: peptidyl-serine phosphorylation; intracellular signal transduction. The record is from RefSeq and is a predicted model, not a curated record.